AUUGGUUUUACCGUACAUUGCCAAACGGCGAAAAAGCUUUACGCUCUUGGUUGGCAUAUUCUCCAUCAAAAAAAUCACUGUUUUGCUUCUGUUGUCGUUUGUUUGAGGACUCGAACUCAACAAAGGCGAGAAUGGCUUCGAAAUUUACCUCCUCAGAUGGAUUCAAUACUUGGUGGAAACUGAAUCCUAAAGUUGCUAAUCACGAGUCAAGUGUUCAGCAUAGCCAACAUUUUUGCAAAUGGAAGGAGUUAGAAUCGAGACUUUGAAAAGGACAAACAAUUGACCAGAAAGAACAAGAAGUAGUGGCGAAAAAGAGUAAAAAAUGGCAUGAAUUGCUUACAAGAAUGUUUGAUGUAAUACGAUUUCUGGCAAAAAAAAAUUUAGCAUUACGUGGUCACAGAGAAAACGAAGACAGUGCCAAUAGGGGAAACUUUUUAGAAUUGGUGGAGCUACUGGCAAAAUACGAUCCCGUUCUCAGAGAGCAUCUAGUAAGAAUAAAAAUGGGUCAAAACAUUUCUGUUACUUAUAUGUCACCUGAAACUCAAAACGAGUUUAUUGAAAUUUUAGGAAACAAAAUUCGUCAAGAAAUUGUAGCUCGUGUUCAAAAGGCCAAGUAUUAUUCCAUGAUUUUUGACAGUACCCCAGAUGUUUCCCAUAAGGACCAAACUAGCCAGAUAUUACGAUAUGUGGUAAUUGAAAAUCAUGAGGUAAGAGUAGAGGAAUCAUUUAUGGAUUUAAUUGAAACCAAAACAAAAAACGCGGAAGGCAUGACUAACAUGAUACUAAGCAAACUCGAGGCAGAUGGCCUGGACAUUAUGAACUGUAGAGGGCAAGCAUAUGAUAAUGCUGCUACGAUGGCUGGAUGCCACACAGGGGUCCAACAAAGAAUUAAGGACAUGAAUCCUGAUGCCGAAUUUGUCCCCUGCUCAAAUCACUCAUUAAACUUAGUCUGCGUACAUGCAGCUUCAGCGGAAAUAAACUCAGGUACAUUUUUCGGUACGCUAGAACGCUGCUAUAUUUUCUUUUCUAUGUCGAUGCACCGGUGGGAAGUCCUUCUUGCAGCCACAGGUAAAAGUUUGAAGAGGAUUCAAGACACACGAUGGAGCGCUAGAGGUGAUGCUGUAAACUACAUGAAAAACCAUUAUAAGGAUACAUUAACUGCUAUUGAAAAUUUAACAGAACCAGAGGAAAGCCUAAACACGCGGACAGAUGCUGGAACUUUAUUAAUAGCGAUGCAGUCUUUUUCGUUUUUAUGUUUUUUAGGCCUCUGGCAGCCAAUACUCUCUGAAGUUAAUGAUACUCAAACUUAUUUGCAAACGAAAGGACUCAAUAUUGAGCAGUGUGCUCAAAAAGUAAAUGCUUUACUCGCAAUCUGUGAAAGAAAACGGGAAGAAUUUGUAGACGGAGCAGUAGCAUACGCUAAAAACCAAUGUGAAGAGCUCGGAAUUUCUUGCGAGCCCCCAAGGCAAGCAAGACGGAAGCAUCUUUAUGGUGAUGGAAGCAGAGAUGUCGGUCUGUCUUAUGAAGCAGACUUGCGUCGAAAAAUGUUCGCUUCUAUAGACAGGAUGAUUUCUGAGAUCAAACAAAGAUUUCAGCAGUUACAAGAUCUGGCCCAAGAAUAUGGGGUUUUGAGACCAGAAAUUUUAUUAGGUGACGGCAGUAUCAACCUCGAUGGAGCUCCAAAAGACAUUAACAGCGAAGAUUUUGUACUUGAGCGCGACCGUCUCCGGGCUUUCGUAACAGCCUCAGACCCGGACAAGAAAGUACAACUAAUGAAGUCCAACUCAUUAGAUUUGUUAAAAUACAUAGUGGAAGCGAGGCUAGAAGAGUGCUUGCCUAACAUUAUUAUAAUGUUAAGGAUUUUUUUGACAACCGCAGUUAGCAAUGCCAGUUGCGAGAGGAGCUUUUCAAAGUUAAAGCUAAUUAAAAAUUAUUUACGCUCAAGAAUGUCAGAGCUGAGACUAUGUAAUCUUGCCAUAUUAACGAUUGAACACACAAUUAAUAUUGACUUUGACUCUUGCAUUCGAGAUUUUACCGAAAAAAAAAGCAAGAAGAGUAAAAUUUUAAUAAAUAAUAGUAAAUCUUACCCUAGGAGACUUGCCGUUCUUGAGAAGUUACAUGACGCAAAUAUGACUUGUAAUAUAGAGAAAUGUAAAUUCCUGCAAGUGGAGGUAAAGCUGCUAGGGCAUAUAGUUAGCACUAAAGGGAUUCAGAUGGACCCAGACAAGACAAAAGCUAUCCAGGACUUCCCCGUUCCUAAAAACGUGAAGCAAGGGGUUACGGAUAUCAACACCGCGAAAGUUCAGCACCCAGAAAUAAACUUAUUUGAAACUACGAAUUCGCGGAUAAUUAGGCAACAGCUAGCGGAAAUAGGGCGACACCAGGUAGAAGACGGGGAUCUGAAAAUAAUAAUAGAUAGUCUGUCUAACAAAGAAAACAUAGCUAGGGACAAGAUCGUACCAGUAGUAGAGAUUAACAGGUUGACGGUCAGUGGGUCAGAGCAGGUAGAAAUGGAGAAGACAAUAGAUAUAGCGCCGGCGCUAAGUAGUUAUUGUUCGGAUUUAUGA
Molecule: messenger RNA, 2567 nt
Organism: Cydia splendana
Lineage: Eukaryota; Metazoa; Arthropoda; Insecta; Lepidoptera; Tortricidae
Product: zinc finger MYM-type protein 1-like
Exons: 4
Coding region: 345-2567 (740 amino acids)
Molecular function (GO): protein dimerization activity
Source: RefSeq, a predicted model, not a curated record